GAGAAGAGCUCCGGUGGCAACAACAGACUUCAGAAAACACAGCCCGUGCGAUCAAUACACCUUCUCCAGAAACAUUGUGAGGGUGAGAAAGCGGCACAAGGAAGAAGAAGAAAAGGGUGAAGAUUUAUAGGCGCGGAGCUAGUUCUUAAACUGGGAGGGAACCACUGGGGUCUGCCUAGAACGUCAAACCGUGCUGGUUCUCCAUUUGUGUGGUAGACAGGAGGCAUAUCAACACUGGGACUUCAGUGCUGAUCAGAGGUCUGCAGUACUCGAGGAGUUGAUGAUCUCGCGCUAGCGCCUCAACCGUGAUGUGGGGGUGCACGAUGGCGUUACAAGGCUUAAUAGUGAGCCUGGCUCUUCUGUUCUUUGGGGUUCAAGCUGUUCCUAACCCUACCAGCAAACUAGUGAGGACCACGAGAGUGAGGCGACAGGCUCCAGACGACGGGAGUCUCCCUAGCAACCAGACCCAGCCCAUGAUCUUCAAUCACGUGUACAACAUUAACGUACCUCUAGAGUCACUAUGCUCCGUAGACCUUGAUGCGAUAGCCAGCCCCGAAAGCAAAGGUACCGACGGGGGUGACAAAAUGCCAACGGAGUACACAGAGGACACAGUGGACUCGGAAAGCCAGGUCACUUUUACUCACCGCAUCAAUAUCCCCAAGCAAGCCUGCGGUUGUCCCGCGACCACCGUCUUUCAACAGUUGGCCAACCGUAUAGAGAUGCUGGAGAGGGAGGUGUCGAUGCUUCGGGUGCAGUGUAGUUCCAGCUGCUGUGGUGAGAGCUCUGUCAUGGGUCGCUUGGAUUAUGUCCCUCAAUGCGGGGGUCACGGCACCUUCAGCAUGGAGAUCUGUGGAUGUGUGUGUGAAGAAGGCUGGACAGGCAAGAACUGCUCAGAACCCCGCUGUCCAGACGACUGCUCCGGACAGGGCAUCUGCAUCGAAGGCGAGUGCGUGUGUGACCGUAACUUCGGCGGUGAGAACUGUUCAGAACCCAGAUGUCCGAGCGACUGCUCCGAUAGGGGGUUGUGCAUCGACGGCGAGUGUGUUUGUGAAGAAGCCUAUGCCGGCGAGGACUGCUCGCAAAGCAGGUGUUUGAACGACUGCUCCGAUCAGGGAACCUGCGUGAACGGAACCUGCCAGUGCCGUCCGGGUUUUCUGGGGGAGGACUGUUCGCUCAUCUUCUGUGCCAAUAACUGCAGCCAGAGAGGGGUGUGCAAGGACGGGUUCUGUUCCUGUCAGGAGGGAUACACUGGAGAUGACUGCGCUUCAGUGAUACCUCCUAUGAAUCUGCGAGUUCGAGGGGUGUCAGAGAACACGGUUGAUCUGGAGUGGGAGGGGUCUAUGAUCCUCACCGACUUUCUCAUCACUUAUGCCCCCACAACCCCUGGUGGAGUCCAACUAGAGAUCAGAGUCCCCGGAAAAGUUACCAACACCACCAUUAAAGGCUUGGAGCCGGGCCUGGAGUACAACAUCAACGUGUACGCUGUCAUCGACAACAUCAUCAGCGCCCCUAUGAACACCAUAGUCUCCACCUAUCUCUCGAAUCCAGACGGUUUACUCUUCAAAUCCAUCACCGAGACAUCCGUGGAGGUUCAGUGGCAACCCUUAGACUACUUGUUUGAUGGUUGGGAAAUAAGCUUCAUUCCCAAGGACAACGAUGGAGGGAUGACAGCACAGUUACCCAGCACCAUCACAUCCUUCCACCAAACAGGACUGAAGCCUGGGGAGGAAUACACCAUCAACCUGGUGGCAUUGAAAGACCAGGGCAGGAGCCAGCCUGUAACUGCAACUGUUGUCACAGUAAUCGAUGGGCCAACUCAGCUUAUCGUACGAGAUGUCUCGGACACAGUGGCAUUCGUGGAGUGGACCACACCCAAAGCUAAAGUGGACCAGAUCAUAUUGCGGUACGGGCUGGUGGGUGUAGAAGGACCGAAAACGACCUUUCGCUUGCAGCCGACACUAAGCCAGUACUCACUUCAAGUCCUGAGGCCUGGAUCCAUGUAUGAAGUAUCGAUUAGUGGACUCCAGAAUGGCAAUGAAAGUGGAGCCAUUUUCACGACGUUUACUACAGAAAUUGAUGCACCCAAGAACUUGCGAGUGCUGUCGAAAACAUCUACUAGCCUAGAGUUGGAAUGGGACAAUAGUGAAGCGGAUGUAGAAAGCUACAGGGUGGUGUUCAGCACAUUAGCCGGAGACCAGUACGACAAACUCAUCGUCCCACGCAAUGAUGGUGCCACCACAAAGACUACCCUCACUGAUUUACUGCCUGGCACAGAGUAUGGCAUUGGAAUUUCAGCUGUUCUUGGUGCCAACCAAAGCACACCAGCAACAAUGAAUGCGAGAACAGGUCUAGACAUCCCUCUGGAUUUGACGGUCACAGCCUCCACAGACAACACCAUCACCCUGAUGUGGGGCACGGUUCAGGGACCUAUCGACCACUAUAGGGUAACUUACACCUCCUCCGCUGGAGUCACGACCGAGCUCACGGUGCCCAAGGACAUCACCAGCACAACGCUGACAGGUCUGGAGCCGGGCACAGAAUACACUAUUACUGUAGCCGCACAGAGGGGCAGACAGCAGAGCACAGCCGCCACAAUUGAUGCCUUUACAGGGUUCCGUCCUAUCACACAGCUUUAUUUCUCUGAUGUCACAUCUGAUUCAUUGAGCGUGGCUUGGAGUGCACCAGCCCCGCCCGCUGACGCAUUCAUCUUGAACUACAGCGCCCAGGACUCUAGUGAUGAUUCUGAGAUUGCUUUAGACGGGUCCAAAACAAGAAUCACCCUGACUGGUCUUCUGCCCUCCAAGCGGUAUGCCGUUUCCUUGGUUACCAUGCACGGCAAUGUGACCUCGAAACCAGUCGUAGGCCUAGUCACAACAGGAAUGGAUCCUCCGAGAGACAUCACUGUGCUGUACGUGACGGAAGAGUCUGCGACCAUAUCAUGGUUUCAACCACUCGCACCCUUUGAUUACUACAAAAUGGCUUACCAGUCACCUAAAGGUAGAGUAGACAAUGUCGUGAUCGACAAUGAUAUCACCAACUUCACCCUGACCAAUCUUCAUGCCGCCACCGAGUAUGAGAUCAAGCUGAAUGCCGUAAGAGGAAGCCAAGAAAGCAAGAUCAUCACCACGACUGUCUUCACAGCUAUGGACAUGCCUGUGGAGCUCACCGCAUUAAAUGUCACACCUCAAGGGGCUCUGCUGCGCUGGAAUCCUCCUGUCGCCAGUGUUGAUAACUACGUGCUCACCCUCACCAGGAACCAAGUUACUGCCGACACAUUUCUGGUGGAGGGUAACAAGCAGGAGUAUCAGUUGAGUCGGCUCAUCCCCAGCACCACAUACUCAGUGGCCCUCUACGCCACCAAAGGUCCUCUCACCAGCGGCACCGUCAUCGCCAACUUUGUCACACCCAUGGAUGCCCCCCAGAACCUAACAGCGAGUGAGGUCAACCAUCGAAGCGCUCUCAUAUCCUGGCAGCCGCCCAUCGCCGACAUCGAUAACUACAUGCUGACAUACAAAGCAGCAGACGGAAGUCGAAAGGAGCUGAUCUUAGAUGCCGAGGACACGUGGAUUCGCCUUGAGGGUCUGGCAGAGACCACCGAAUAUACUGUGAGACUGCAAGCCGCCAGAGGAUUAGAGACCAGCGCUAUCGUAUCUACCACUUUCACAACAGGAAACCGACUGUUUCCCACGCCACAGAACUGUGCUCAGCACCUGCUGAACGGAGAGACCCUGAGCGGAGUCUACACCAUCUACAUCAACAGAGACCUCAGUCAGGGUGUGCAGGUUUACUGCGACAUGACCACCGACGAAGGAGGCUGGAUCGUGUUCCAGCGACGACAGAACGGGUUGACUGAUUUCUCCAGGAAGUGGAGUGACUACAAGAUUGGCUUUGGCAACCUGGAGGACGAGUUCUGGCUGGGUUUGGACAACAUUCAGAAGAUCUCCGCUCAAGGUCGAUACGAGCUCCGCAUCGAUAUGAAAGAUGGGCAGGAGUCGGUGUACGCCAACUACGACAGGUUUUCCAUCGGAGACUCCAAGAGCCUGUACAAACUGAGGAUAGGAGAAUACAAUGGCACGGCAGGUGACUCUCUGAGCUAUCAUCAGAGCAGACCGUUCUCUACCAAGGAUAAGGACAAUGACAUUGCCGUCACCAACUGUGCUCUGUCCUACAAGGGAGCCUGGUGGUAUAAAAACUGUCAUCGGGCUAAUCUUAAUGGCAAAUACGGAGAGUCCAGACAUAGUCAGGGUAUUAACUGGUAUCACUGGAAAGGCCACGAGUUUUCUAUCCCAAUCGUGGAGAUGAAAAUGAGACCUUUCAACUACCGCAGCAUCAGCGGGAAGCGGAGGAGAUCCACCAGUUAAUCCACCGUCCUGCUCGCUCUUACUGUUUUUAAACGCUGUGUGUAGGACGACGCCACGAGUUCUGUAACUUAUUUCAAUUUUUAAAUGACCAAAUCCCUUUGACGAAUGCCUGAUGUGAAUUGUAAACCCUGAGGUUCGUUGAUUUUCUUUUGUGCAAUGCUGUUUGGUUAGAUUUCGGGUGAAGGUUGCGAAAGAUAACACUUUGCCUAAAGCAUUUAUGUAUAUUGCAUCACAAAAGUAGUUUUAAUGCCUUUUAAUGCACCUUUUAAUGCAUUGUUAUGUCUCAUAAUUGUUAAUUCAUUAUGAUGCUUAUCAAUUUAUUGUUCCACUACACAUUUUUUAUUUGGUUAUAAUUCUUCAACAUACAGUAUACCGUUUAUGAACACACAUUAUGAACUAUGAAUUAUAAUGCAUUGUUCCCUUUAAUAACCCUUUAUAAUGCUUUAUACAUAAAGGUUUUGAGUAAAGUGUCGCUGGAUAUUUAAAUAUAGUAUAACUCGGAAAGAACCUUAUUAUUAUGUGAAGAGAUCAUUUCCUCCCUUUGAAAUAAAACAUUUUAGAAAAAAAGGCCGGCCAUUAAAAUAUAAGAUGCUUCUAUUUUUAUAAAUAUAAAAUACCUUUAAAAAGUAGCUCGAUGGUUUUUGGUCGACCAUGUUUUGUUUACAGGUGUGUUUCAUCUUACUUAUUUCUUAUUUCAAUUUGCUCGUACUGCACCCUGAGGCCAACAUGGUUUGAUUUGCUGCAUUUUCAUCUCAUAAUUUAAUCACGCUUACAUUUGUCCAUAUGUAGCGUCAAAGCAUCACGGGAGACAAAAUUCCCACACAGUAUACUAUUAAAAUGUUAAAUUCCGUAAUGGGUUUUUAUUGAGGGGAAAAAGACAGAAGGCCAAGUAACUCGACUUUAUUAAAACCUCAGAAACCAAAGAUUUCUAAAAGAUCUGAGGUUCAAAACGAUGAUGAAGCUGAAACAGGACAUCGUUUUGGAUUAUAAAGAUUUUAUUUUCAUCAUUUCUAGAUGGAAUGAAUUUGUAUUAUGGUCAGUGGAAAACUAGAGGAUGCAGGUGGGAGUAAACACCAAGCAACGAUUUCAAAUACCGCUUUUCAAUCCGAUCAUGUGCAGAAUUUAAAUCUUUUCUGUCUUUUUUUGAGCUGGAAAUUGUACCAGUCUUCUCUUUUAAGGCCGGUUAGUAUUACAUUCAUCCAUUACACACGUUUACAUCAUCCCACUUUUUAAUGGCGGUGGGUCAGUCUGAUAGACUCUCAUUUAAACAUCCGCAGUGAUUUUAUACGUCCAGUGUUGUGUACAUAUGGAAAACUCGUAGGAGAAUUCUCGAAGUCAUUGCGAGGGUUGAAAAUGAUCUCAUUCCUGUAGACUUGAAAGAACAAAAGCGUUUGUGUCUUAGUAAACUCUCUAGGUUACAAACAAUUCAUAGCUGAGUAGAAGAGAAUUGCAGUUUGUGUUUUGUCGCUGCAGACCUACUGUAGAUUGACAUGAGAGACAUGUUCACUUGAAGGGCUCAUUUCCGUUCCUGUGACAUACAACAGCUUUUAAAGGGUUUAGCACUUACGCCAACACAAAAAGCAAUUCAACUCUAAGUGAAAGUUACUUUUUUUGUACCUGACAAGAAUAUAAUUUCAGGUUAACAUCACUUUAUUGCAUUUUGUGCAGUGUUUAAAAGGUUUGUGAAGGAGUUUCAGUACGACCAUGUCAUGUUUUUCUUAACCUUUAAUUCCAGUUUACUUUUUUCAUUUCGAUGUACAACUAAUAGUUUCAGUGAAGACUGUUUACUGUAUUGUUUUAACCACUGUGAAAUGUUAGUAUUGAAUUUCACUAUAACAUCAAUACAGAGAUACAGAAUUAUGACAUUUUUCAUUUUUACAUUUUUCUUUUUAUGUUCACCUCAGAAAAGAAGUUCCUAGUGCACUGUUUACUUGUUUUAUAGUGGUUCGCAGUAUCUAUUUCCUCUGUCCGUUAUUGACAAACCAGUGUGAGUGGGAAACCAUAUAUAACCGUAGAUAUUCUUCAGUAUCUCAGCUUUUUUCUUAAAGGAACAGUUCUCAGAAAAAUGACAAUUCUGUCAUCAUUUACUCACUCUCAAUUUGUUUCAAACCGGUACGCAUUUCUUUCUCCUGAUGAACACGGAGAAAGAUAUUUGAAAGAAUGUUGGCCAUUGACAGUUCUGGGGCACCAUUGACCACCAUUGUAGGAACAAUUACAAUGGUAGUCAAUGGUGCCCCAGAACGUUUUGCUUUCCUAAAUUUCUCAAAAUUUCUUCUUUUGUGUUUAAAAAUGGUAAAAAAAAUAUUUUCAAGUAUUUCUGUUUGUGUCCAUCAGAACAACGAUACGUGUACGGGUUUGGAACCACUAGAGGGUGAUUCAUGACAGAAUUGUCAUUUUUGGGUGAACUAUCCCUUUAAGAUUUGUGUUCAUAGUCACAGAUCUCCUUAUUUUUGAGCGACGGCACUGUGAUUUCUCUUUUCUUCCCUUUGCUUUAAUUUUCUUUCUUCACUAUUUAAGGGGAACGAUUAGACUACAGUAGCUGCUGGGAUGGGAAUUGGAAACCAAGUACAUUCUUAAUCAGCUCGAAAUGGUUGCGGUUAACAUUGAGAAACACUUACAUUUUGCCUGCACCAGAAGGCAACGUUUUCCCAGUUGUUCCUCUUUGGAGAACAUGAGCGAGGAAGUACGUUAUUAUUUAUUUUGUUUCGUUUAGCAGAUGAACGGUUUGAGGCUUCACACUAUUUAUUAUCUGAAAGAGGAACAGAGAUUGCAUGUCGUGUAGUAUUUGGGACAGUUUCUCAACAGAUACACAAAGGCAGAUUUUCCUUCAUUAUUCAUCGACUCGGCAUAUGGCAGAGAAAACGCUUUGAGUUCUCGAUAUGCCUGCCCUUCACUUAACCGCUUAUGGUUGAACAUUUACCGUGGUGACACUUCACGAGAAGCAUUUGAGUCUCUGACUCCGUUACACUGGUUAUUUGAUUUUACCCUGAUAUUGUAAAAAGUCCCUUGCGUUUUUUACUUGUAAGGAUGUAAUGGAGCAGUAAAGUUGUUUGACUGCUCAUCCUUUAUCUCUACGGCUCUUGGAAAAAUGUGUUUAGCAUGAACACAAAUGAAGCAGGUACAGUAAAGUGUGCAAAAGGACGUUCUCUGAAACAUUUCUCCCUAACCUCGCUGACCACAUUCUGCCAAAUAACCUUGGAUAUCAAUGUAACAGAUCCAGUUAGCUCUAGUUUAACUUAAAAUGUGCUGUAUAGUUCCUUUUUUAAUACAUUUUCUACACAUUAAUAAAACA
Triplophysa dalaica is the source of this 7653-nucleotide messenger RNA. It is a transcript of the gene tnr, whose product is annotated as tenascin R (restrictin, janusin). The coding region runs from base 309 to 4361 and encodes 1350 amino acids. Gene Ontology annotation, molecular function: protein binding. The transcript is spliced from 24 exons. NCBI's taxonomy places the organism in Eukaryota, Metazoa, Chordata, Actinopteri, Cypriniformes, Nemacheilidae. The record is from RefSeq and is a predicted model, not a curated record.